This is a messenger RNA of Ilex paraguariensis (yerba mate), 387 nucleotides long. Lineage: Eukaryota; Viridiplantae; Streptophyta; Magnoliopsida; Aquifoliales; Aquifoliaceae. The record is from the annotation of a GenBank genome assembly.
AUGACACAAAGCAUGAAACCAAUAUAUCAAAACACAGCAACCCAAGUACAGCAACAAAGAGCAAGCCAAAAGACAGUAGCAGAGCACGCCAUAGUAGCAGAAAAAACCAACACAACGCAAAGCAGCCCAUCUCAACAUAGCAGCAACAAACAUCAAGCGGACAACCUCAAAACAAAGCAAAAUAGCCCAAAACAAAGCAGAAACAGCCCUACUCCACAUAGCAGCAACAAACUAUUUGCAGUAGAAGAAAACAGGACAAAGCAAGCCAGCCCAGCUCAACAUAGCAACAACAACCCAUAUGCAGAAGUAAAAACAGAAUACAACAAAGCAGUCCAGCUCAACAUAGCAGCAAAAGCCAUCAAUCUGACACCCCUAAUCAGCAGGUAG